ACCUGUGCUAAUUAGCUAUCUAGCAUGCUCUGAAAACCUGUGUGUAAAUUAAUUGGGGAGGAACUGUAGUUCGUCAACUGCGGUCACAUGGCACACACAGUGUAUGAAUAUGUGCAAAACUGCUACACAAUCGAUUUUCUUUCGUUCACUACCCGUACAGUAGGUGGUGGCAUGCACCUUUAACGUUUGUUUGUGGACCGCCAUAAUACCAGAGAAGAACAAGACAUCGGUUACAAAAUGGGGGCUUGCAUGGCCUUGUGCUCUCUUGCUAGCUGUGCCUCCUGUCUGUGUGGCUCCGCUCCGUGUCUGCUAUGUGGCUGCUGUCCCUCCUCCAGAAACUCCACCGUCACCCGGCUGGUGUUCUCCUUCUUUCUACUCCUAGGGACCCUGGUGUCUGUCAUCAUGAUCCUCCCUGGCAUGGAGGCACAGCUCCAAAAAAUCCCAGGCUUCUGUCAGGGUGGGAGUACCAUACCAGGCAUGGAGAACCAGUUUAACUGUGAUGUCAUUGUGGGCUACAAGUCCGUGUACCGCAUGUGCUUCGCCAUGACCUGCUUCUUCUUCCUCUUCUCAGCCAUCAUGGUCCGCGUCCAGAACAGCAAAGACCCGCGUGCAGCCAUUCAGAAUGGUUUCUGGUUCUUUAAGUUUCUGAUCCUGGUUGGCAUCACUGUGGGAGCCUUCUUCAUCCCGGAUGGAACCUUCCAUACUGUGUGGUUUUACUUUGGCGUGGUUGGCUCCUUCAUCUUCAUCGUCAUCCAGCUCAUCCUUCUCAUCGACUUUGCCCACUCUUGGAACAAGUUAUGGGUGGGGAAUGCCGAAGAGGGCAACUCAAAGUGCUGGUUUGCAGGCCUGUUGUCAUUCACCUUCCUCCACUACGCACUGGCCUUCACCUCAGUGGUGCUGUUCUACAUCUACUACACCCAGCCUGACGACUGCACCGAGCACAAGGUCUUCAUCAGCCUCAACCUCAUCUUCAGCGUCAUCAUCUCCAUCGUCUCCAUCCUGCCCAAAGUACAGGAAGCCCAGCCCCAGUCUGGUCUGCUCCAGGCUUCUCUCAUCUCCCUCUACACCAUGUAUGUCACCUGGUCCGCCAUGACCAACAACCCAAAUCGUAAGUGUAACCCCAGCCUGCUGAGUCUGGUUUCAAAUGUCAGCUCCAGUGAGCCCACACCCACCAAUGCCCCAGGACAGGUGCAGUGGUGGGACGCCCAGAGCAUCGUGGGUUUGGUCAUCUUCCUCUUCUGCACUCUCUAUGCCAGUAUCCGUUCGUCCAGCAACACCCAGGUGAACAAGCUGAUGCAGACCGAGGAGGGCGGGGGUUACGGAGGAGAGGGCGAGGUAGGGGAGGACGGUGUGCGGCGGGCCGUGGAUAAUGAGGAGGAGGGGGUCACCUACAGCUACUCUUUCUUCCACUUCCACCUCUGCUUGGCCUCCCUCUACAUCAUGAUGACACUCACCAACUGGUACCAGCCUGACACCACCACCCAGGCCAUGCAGAGCAGUAUGCCAGCUGUGUGGGUGAAGAUCAGCUCCAGUUGGCUGGGCCUGGGCCUCUACCUCUGGACUCUGCUCGCCCCUCUCAUGUUUCCCGACCGAGACUUCAGCUGAACAGCCCCCCAUGGGCUUGUAAGAUGUUGGGUUGAACUUUUGUUUUGUUUUUUACGACUCAGCAUUUUUUAAUUUUGUCUCUGUUGGUGUGUUUAAUCUUGUUUUGUUCCGUUUUGUUUUACAUGUUAGGUAUUUUAUCUACCAUGGCUGCGUGGGGUAUGGUAAUGUUUUAUUGAUUUAGCCACGAAAUGAAAUUAUUUUAUUUGCCAAUAAUAUGCAAAACUGCGCUUAACUCUGUACCUUAACACAAUCUUCUGAGAUGAGCAUCAGUUUGUCCCAGAAUGCACAUUAGUGAACUAUAGCAAAGACUUAUUACCUCACUUUUACAAUAAUAUAUUAGUCGGGAUCCCCUGUUGUUAAAGUAGGCCUGGUUCCAGUUGAUUGUAUUUGUAUUUAUUAUGGAUCCCCAUUAGCUGCUGCCAAGGCAGGUUGGGGAUUCCCCCUCAUUGGCUGAGCUCCCGCAGUGCUGGAGCUUUAAGAGUGACCCUCUCCAGAGCCCCAGAGAGACGGUGUGUGAGGGAGAUAAACUAGGGGGACACACCCUAACCCCCCUCGAGGGUUCUCUGAGUCUGAGCCCUCUUACUGAAAUAAUUUAAUUUGUCCACAUCCUGAUUAAAGAUCACUGGACUGUGAAGUAUCAACCUACCCCUGCUCUAACUACAUAUUUAUGAACCCUGGAGCUCAGUUGUAAUACCCCCUACCCACCCCACCCUGAGGCUUAGCUCUCUAUCCCAACUAUGCUUGAUUCACGGAAGGCCGACUUAAACCGUACUGUGCUGGCUCAGAUAUUUUCACAUGAUCCUUUCCAGCACGGUUCCAGAAACUAUGGUGGAUGCAUAUUCAGGUCAGCCCAGUACAGCUCAUGCUUGGCUUGGCUCAGUUUGGCUCAGGAGUGUGAAAAUGGUACUACACAGUACUCUCAACACCGAUUAAGCAUAGUCCUGGACUAAGAAGCUAUUUCAAUAGAGAUUUUCCAUUGACCAUGCUUUUUAGUCCCGGACUAGGCUUAAUCUGUCUGGAAAACCGUCCCUUGAAGUCUACAGGGGGUUUAGGUGAGGAAGUGGGAUUCUGAACCUCUCACUUCUGCUCUGAGAAAUGCCAUAUGUUGCCACAAUGUUACUGAGUCAGUUUAUUAAUCAGUCAUUAGUGUACAGCUCUAUAACAAUGCAUUUCAAGAACGAUAUGUUGGUGUUUGAUAUUUAAAAUGGUUAUAAUUUAAUGGUUAUUAUCUGGAUACUGCUCUCAAAUUUGAUAAUUAUGAGUUGUUGGGUAAUUAUUGCACAUUUCAUAAUUUAAUGUCCGAUUAUUUACCUCUUAAUGGAUAUGAAGUUUCCCAAUGUGACUGAAAUGAGAUCAGUGUGUUUUAAACAUGGUGAAAAGAUUGGUGUACUUAAGAGAUGUGAAAUGUUGCUUUUGAGGUGAAAUGUUGAAAUUGAUGGUCUAUUGAAGAAUCUUGACUGAACUAUAGUAAAACAGUGCAAACAUUUGAGUAUUGUGAAUUCAAUUGUUUAAAAAAUAAAAUUGAAGACAUUAAUUCA
Messenger RNA from Coregonus clupeaformis (lake whitefish), 3143 nucleotides. RefSeq names its product serine incorporator 2. NCBI's taxonomy places the organism in Eukaryota, Metazoa, Chordata, Actinopteri, Salmoniformes, Salmonidae. The record is from RefSeq and is a predicted model, not a curated record. Gene Ontology annotation, cellular component: membrane. The transcript is spliced from 11 exons. The coding region runs from base 238 to 1605 and encodes 455 amino acids.